Molecule: messenger RNA, 3527 nt
Organism: Carlito syrichta (Philippine tarsier)
Lineage: Eukaryota; Metazoa; Chordata; Mammalia; Primates; Tarsiidae
Gene: MYRF
Product: myelin regulatory factor
Exons: 27
Coding region: 1-3312 (1103 amino acids)
Biological process (GO): protein autoprocessing; central nervous system myelin maintenance; positive regulation of DNA-templated transcription
Cellular component (GO): endoplasmic reticulum membrane; nucleus
Molecular function (GO): DNA-binding transcription factor activity; sequence-specific DNA binding
Source: RefSeq, a predicted model, not a curated record
AUGCACUGGCUCCCAGCAGGCCACGACAUCAACGGUGCCCUGGAGCCCUCCAACAUCGACACCAGCAUCCUGGAAGAGUAUAUCAGCAAGGAGGAUGCCUCUGACCUCUGCUUCCCCGACAUCUCGGCUCCAGUCAGUGCGGCCUCCUACUCCCACGGGCAGCCAGCCAUCUCCGGCUCCAGCGGGGUCCACCACCUGAGUCCCCCGGGGGGCGGCCCCUCCCCGGGGCGCCACGGUCCCCUCCUGUCCCCGGGCUACGGAGCCCCGCUCAACUGCAACAACAACAACGGAAUGGGGGCCGCCCCCAAGCCCUUCCUGGGGGGCUCCGGGCCCCCCAUCAAGGCAGAGCCCAAGGCUCCCUAUGCUCCAGGCACGCUGCCAGACUCUCCCCCAGACUCGGGCUCCGAGGCCUACUCCCCCCAGCAGGUGAAUGCCCCCCCACCUCACUACCCUGCCCUGCAGCAGGACCUGUACAUGAAGCCUGAGCCCCCGAUCCCCCACUACGCUGCCAUGGGCCAGGGGCUGGUGCCCGCAGACCUCCACCACACCCAGCAGUCCCAGAUGCUGCACCAGCUGCUGCAGCAACACGGAGCUGAGCUCCCCACACACCCCUCCAAGAAGAGGAAGCACUCCGAAUCACCCCCCAGCACCCUCAACGCCCAGAUGCUGAAUGGAAUGAUCAAACAGGAGCCUGGGACCGUGACAGCUCUGCCCCCGCACCCUGCUCGAGCCCCGUCUGCCCCGUGGCCUCCCCAGGGUCCGCUCUCACCUGGCCCCGGCUCCCUGCCCCUCAGCAUUGCCCGGGUCCAGACACCACCUUGGCACCCUCCAGGGGCCCCCUCCCCAGGCCUCCUGCAGGACAAUGACAGCCUCAGUGGCUCCUACCUGGACCCCAACUACCAGUCCAUCAAGUGGCAGCCACAUCAGCAGAACAAGUGGGCGACCCUGUACGAUGCCAACUACAAGGAGCUGCCCAUGCUCACCUAUCGCGUGGAUGCCGACAAGGGCUUCAACUUCUCAGUGGGCGACGACGCCUUCGUGUGUCAGAAGAAGAACCACUUCCAGGUGACAGUAUACAUCGGCAUGCUGGGCGAGCCCAAGUAUGUCAAGACGCCCGAAGGCCUCAAGCCCCUUGACUGCUUCUAUCUGAAACUGCACGGAGUGAAGCUGGAGGCCUUGAACCAGUCCAUUAACAUUGAGCAGUCCCAGUCAGACCGAAGCAAGCGGCCCUUUAACCCCGUCACGGUCAAUCUGCCCCCCGAGCAGGUCACGAAGGUGACCGUGGGGCGGCUGCACUUCAGCGAGACCACCGCCAACAACAUGCGCAAGAAGGGCAAGCCCAACCCGGACCAGAGGUAUUUCAUGCUGGUGGUGGCCCUGCAGGCCCACGCGCAGAACCAGAACUACACGCUGGCCGCCCAGAUCUCUGAGCGCAUCAUCGUGCGGGCCUCCAACCCAGGCCAGUUCGAGAGCGACAGCGACGUGCUGUGGCAGCGGGCGCAGGUGCCCGACACCGUCUUCCACCACGGCCGCGUGGGCAUCAACACAGACCGGCCGGACGAGGCGCUGGUUGUGCACGGCAAUGUCAAGGUCAUGGGCUCGCUGAUGCACCCCUCGGACCUGCGGGCCAAGGAGCACGUGCAGGAGGUGGACACCACGGAACAGCUCAAGAGGAUUUCGCGCAUGCGGCUGGUGCACUACAGAUACAAGCCCGAGUUCGCGGCCAGCGCGGGUAUCGAGGCCGCCGCGCCAGAGACGGGUGUCAUCGCCCAGGAGGUGAAGGAGAUCCUGCCUGAGGCUGUGAAGGACACCGGAGACAUGGUCUUUGCCAACGGAAAAACCAUAGAGAACUUCCUGGUGGUGAACAAGGAGCGCAUCUUCAUGGAGAACGUGGGCGCCGUGAAGGAGCUGUGCAAGCUGACGGACAACCUGGAGACGCGCAUCGACGAGCUGGAGCGCUGGAGCCACAAGCUGGCCAAGCUGCGGCGCCUGGACAGCCUCAAGUCCACGGGCAGCUCAGGCGCCUUCAGCCACGCAGGGAGCCAGUUCAGCCGGGCGGGCAGCGUCCCCCACAAGAAGAGGCUCCCCAAGGUGGCCAGCAAGUCGUCGUCUGUGGUCCCGGACCAGGCCUGCAUAAGCCAGCGCUUUCUGCAGGGGACCAUCAUCGCCCUGGUGGUGGUCAUGGCCUUCAGUGUGGUGUCCAUGUCCACACUGUACGUGCUGAGCCUGCGCACCGAGGAGGACCUGGUGGACACCGAUGGUUCUUUUGCCGUGUCUACCUCCUGUCUCCUGGCCCUGCUCCGGCCCCAGCACCCGGGCGGGAGUGAGGCCCUGUGCCCAUGGUCCAGCCAGAACUUUGGGACCACUCAGCUCCGACAGUCCCCCGGGACCACUGGGCUGCCGGGCAUACAGCCCUCGUUGCUGCCGGUUACCACCAGCCUGCCCCACUCGGCCCCAGGUCCCACCGUCCGCACCUUGGACCUGUGUUCCAGCUACCCCUGCCCCGUCGUCUGCUGCUCCUUGCCCACCCCCAGCCCCACCACCGACCCUCGCCAUGGCCCCAGCUUUGACCCUGGCCACGGUCUUGGCCCCAGCCCCAGCCCCACCACCAACCGCUCAGGCUCCAGCCAGAUGGCCUUGCUGCCCAUCACCAACAUCAGAGCCAAGUCCUGGGGCCUUUCCGUCAACGGCAUCAGCCACUCCAAACAUCCCAAGAGCCUGGAGCCACUGGCCAGCCCUGCAGUCCCCUUCCCUGGGGUACCGGGCAAAGCCAAGAACAGCCCCAGCCUCGGUCUCCAUGGCCGGGCCCGCCGAGGGGCCCCUCAGUCCCGCAUGGGCCCUGCCCAGCCCACUCAGGCCCAGGGCCGGCCAGCCUCUCUCCUUGCAGAUCCAGUGCCCUCCCUGACCUCCAUCCAAGUACUGGAGAAUUCAAUGACCAUCACCUCACAGUACUGUGCUCCAGGGGAUGCCUGCAGGCCUGGAAACUUCACCUACCAUAUCCCUGUGAGUGGCAGUACUCCCCUGCACCUCAGCCUGACGCUGCAGAUGAACUCCUCCUCCCCCGUGUCCGUGGUGCUGUGCAGCCUGACGUCCAAGGAGGAGCCAUGUGAGGAGGGUGGCCGGCCACAGGGUCUCCACACCCACCAGGACACCCAGGGCAUGUCGCACCAGUGGCCACUAACCAUCCUGUCCUUCCGCGAGUUCACCUACCACUUCCGGGUGGCACUGUUGGGUCAGGCCAGCUGCAGCCCGGAGGCCCUCGUCCGGCCAGCCACAGAUUACUACUUCCAUUUCUACCGCCUGUGUGACUGAGCUGCCCUCCUGAGGCAGCGCCACACCAGGGCCUGGGGUGCCUGGGCGCCCCCCACACUGGAUACAAUGGUGACACACUGGAGCCUGCUGCCGGCCAGCACAGGUGUCCACUGGCCCUCCCCGAGACUGGUGUAACUGGAAGUCCUCACACUGGAGCUGCUAUUCCAGCUGGUGGCCCCGCGCACAGCUCCAAGGGAGCCGGAGACAGAGACCUC